Messenger RNA from Oncorhynchus nerka (sockeye salmon), 4336 nucleotides. RefSeq names its product tumor necrosis factor alpha-induced protein 2-like. The record is from RefSeq and is a predicted model, not a curated record. The transcript has 13 exons. Bases 377 to 2995 code for a protein of 872 amino acids. Gene Ontology annotation, biological process: exocytosis; exocyst localization. NCBI's taxonomy places the organism in Eukaryota, Metazoa, Chordata, Actinopteri, Salmoniformes, Salmonidae. Gene Ontology annotation, cellular component: exocyst. Gene Ontology annotation, molecular function: SNARE binding.
AUGUAUACUAUUUUAAUGGAAACGCGCGGAAAAGACAGAGUGGCAUUACAAGUCUGUGAGAUAAAACUUAGGAACUUGAUUAUAACAGCAACUCUGGAGAACUCAGUCGCACAGUUGUCAAUGCCUUUGCGCGAUGCCAACGCGGCUGCUGCGAGUGACAGCGAUAGGCGAGGAGUUCAGAAACCAGCCCACAGAAAAUAAAGGGUGGAAGCUUUAUGGAACUCUCCGCAGCGCACUGAGCGCAGCAGUCUCUCACCUGACGAGACGACCGUAUCUUGGUUUUGACUAGCUCAAGGAUUUCACUUUUGUUUGUAUUUUUGGUGCAUGUUUUUAAUACGCGACUAAUCAUGAAUCAUUUUAAACCCCAAGUGGAAGCAUGCCCAUCCUCAAGAACCUCCCAGCGCGGCUGAAGGGAGGCAGCAGGGUGAACGGGGAGUUGGAGAACACGCGUGGCGAGCUGAUCCUUCGCAAAAUGAGCCUGAACCUGAAAUCCAGCGCCUUUGAGGAGCCCAGUGUCAAUGAGAAAUGGGCUCAGGCAAACUCACUCCUGGACGGGGGCGCGCCACGAGACCGUAACCCCUUCGAAGACGAGGAGGAUGAGAACGAGGCGAACGAGGAGAGACGUGGCGGGAAGAGUUCGUUCAAGGGCACCCUGGACCGUAUCCGAGGCGUCUCCCCGCUGAAGACUCUGGGCAAGCUGAGCAAGGGGCUCCGUAUGUCAGGCCGCAGUAAGGGCACUGCCACCCCUUCCCCUCAGGGGUCCGUAGCAAGCACCCCCACCUCAGAGAAGAAGAAGAAGGGCCGACGGAGCUCAGAGGGAAGCUUACUCAGAUUUGCAGGGAAGUGCAGGGAGAGCCUUCGCAAGGAAAGCCUGCCCAACGGGGAGCUGUGCUCAGAGAGCGAGGGGGGCGACUCUUCCAGCCGCCGGCUCUCCUUCAUGAAGAUGGUUGGCCUGGGUAAGCUGAAGAGGGAGUCCGUGGCCGACCACUCGUCUCAUGAAGAGGAGGUGGUGGAGGAGGAAGUGGUGGAGGAGGUGAAGCCAAGGGAGCCCCUCUCAGUUCUAGAAAUUCUGCAGCUGGUGACUAAGAGAGACCUGUUCCUGGCUGACACACACAUCCUGGAGCUGGAGCAGGAGUGUAACGAGGCGGCCGCUGCGACCCUGCCCUCUUCGCCAGCAGGUGGUGCUGUCCCAGAGGACCUCAACAGCCCCGGGAGCAAAGACGGCGGCAGGCGCAAAGCUAAAGACGUGGAGCUGCUGUACGAAGCCCUGCAGAAGGAGCUGUGGGCGGUGGUGCGUGAGUCACUCCGCUCCCCUACGGCGGGGCCCAACCUGGGGCUGGUGGUGCAGGUGCUGCAGCAGGAGGAGCAGGCGGACCGGGACUGGGCGCAGGGUGAGGGGGCGCUCCCCGGAGGCCCCAGACCCAGGCAGCUGAAGCAGCAGUGGAAGGAGGCGUUGGCGGAGGCAGCAAACGGGAGCCUUCCCCAGAGGAACGAGGCCCGGGGCGGGGAGCUGGCGGACUACCUGGACAGGGUGCGGACCCGGGUGGUGGAGGACCUGGGGGCGGCCAAGAGGAACGUGGUGCCAGUGUACCCAGAGGAGUAUGAACCCUUCCAGGUGUACCUACAGAGCUACCACCAGGCGGUGGCCCGCAGACUGCAGAGCAUCACAGACGACCAGCUGCUGAUUACUGAUAUCUACUCUCUGCUGGACUGGCUCUACAACAUCUAUAACAAGGAUGUCCUUGGAACAGUCAGCAUGACGAUGCCCUUCAACAGGUCCAAGCUGGGGCCACUGUUGCCCUCGGAGACCGUGGACAAACUGGAGCUGGACUGCCUCAACUCCGUCAGGGAGAAGGUGACCACAGAGCUGUCUCAGGUGCUGGACGAGGAGGAGAAGCGUUGGAUGGAGACGCUGCACAUCGAGGAGUAUCAGAUCACACUAGCUCGCACCGUCAUCCAGAGGCUGCAGGUAGAUCUUGAACAGUCGGCUGCCAUCAACAGAAACCUGGGUUCCCGUGUGGCUCAGUGCAGUCUGAAUGGUCUAGCUGACUUCCUGUACAGCUUCCAAAGGAAAGUGGAGAUGUUCCACGAGUGUCUGGUCAACAUGGUUGGGGAUAACGAGGACGGAUAUGUCUCCAAGACCAUCGCCCUGGUCAACUGCUGUCCCCCUUUCAGGGGUUUUGUCCAGCGCUGUGUGCAGUGUGACCCUGCCAUCAGUGAGGACUCAGCCAGGCGAGCAAACACUUCCUUGGACCGAAUAGUCAACCAGGGAGUGAAGGUGCUGAGCGACAGACUGUAUGAGCGCAUAAGGCCCUUCUUUGACAAGCUGGUGAAGAGGAAAUGGCUGAACAACACAGAGACCUAUGAGCAAAUCGAGUCCCAUAUUAAGGAACACUUCAAGAAGUUCCGCCGGGUGGACAGCCCACCCUAUCAGGUCCUGGUGGGAGAGGUACAUAGAAGGGUUCUGAUGGAAUACCUGCGCUCCAUCAUGAGGGGGAGGAUCAUCUGCACGUCACUCAGAAUGAGGAAGAGGAUGGCGGGGCGACUGCGCGACGAGGGCAAGCAGAUCGAAGUGCUCUUCAAAGAUCUGGAAUCUCCCUCCUCCUGGCUGGACAGUGCUAUCCCACACCUCUCUGAGAUCAUCCUCCUGGAAGACAUCCCCUCCAUCCAAAUGGAGGUGGGGGUCCUGGUGAGGGAGUUCCCAGACAUUCGGAAGAAACAUGUGUCGGCCAUCUUGAACAUCCGGGGGAUGACUCGGCAGACGGAGCGCCAGGAGAUCCUGAAUAUCGUGAAGGACAUUGAGAACAGUGACACACUGACACGGCUGUCCCGCGACCGUGCCCUCUUCUCCGAGGUGCCCGUCACAUCCGAGGUGCACUGCCUGAACUUGGGCCUGAGCCGCAUCGCCCUCACUGCCUCGUCCUGCUUCUCCAGCCUGAGACCACGCCGCACCAAGAGGGCCCCGGUCAGAGAGGCGUACGACGACAUACUCUAACGGCCCCAACCGCUCUGGAAACGUUCUGAUGACUCAAGCAGACAGACAGCUGUUUAACAGCAAGUCACAAUGGAGCUCGUUGUCAUGUUCUGCACAUGGUGCCGAUACCAGGGGCAGACAGCACAACACAUUUUGAAGUGGAACAACACAUGGAAAGAAUAGCCAUGUUGUGACCUUUCACCUUUCACAGCCAUCUAGAUAAAGAAAGUGUGACGGCUGUUUCCCUUGUGAGCGAUAUGCCUAGUCCUUGCUCAUCUAGAGAAAGACUGGGGAAGAGCUUUCAUAAGUGCAAAUUUAAAAAUACCAAUUUAAGAGAACUUUGUGGACUUGAAUCUCUGUGGUUUGUUGGUAUUGACUCCUUUUGACAAAGGGCAGUGGAAAGAGACACAAGCAACAUAUUGGGGAAGAUUCUUAAUGCUGCACAUACUGUAUGUGACUAUGAGGGUUACAUAGGAACUAUGGUUUAAAUCAGUACUACUGAUAAAGAGCACUGUUUGGAAAAAAUAAAUCAAAAUGUCACAUAUAAUCUCAUAACGUGCUGACAUUGAUAUGGGUAAAGUUGGAGUCUGUUUUAUAGUUGCACACGAUAAAGGCUCGAUCUAAGGUACUACAUCAUUUUUAUUAUAUAUCAUCUCUGUGCUGAUUUUCAUUGUAUUUAAAAUAAAAGAUUCAUAGUUUAUUUUCACUUUGUGAUAUACAGUAUAUGGGCUAAUGUAUGUUGAGCAACUCAAGAGAUGAUUGAAGCCUGUGUGAAUGGAUGACAUCAUAACAAGCCUAUUUAUGUACCAAACCAAUGAACGUAUUUAUUGUCGUGUGGUUUGAUUGUCUUGUAAUCAAUGUCAAACUCUAAAUCCCAGUCAAACUAAUGUAUAGUCAUUUCAAGCAUGUGUUUUCUCCAGGUUUUAUCAAAUGCUGAGACCCUGACUAAAAUAAUCUGACAGCCAUCAUUGAAGAUUAAGACAAAGAUUAUUUUCAGAUGUGUACUUUUACCUCUGUAAAUUAAACAGUUAAUAAUUACUGUUAUUCAUGAUUGUUGAUCAUUUAAAUAUUGUAAUCCUCAGAUAAUUAGAUUGAUACUUAGAUUGUUAGUCAUGAUUGACGCACCUUUUUAUUUGAUUUUAAUUAGCCGUAUUCUUCUUCUUUUUUUUAUACCAACAAGCAGACAUUGUAGACUGAGACUACUCCACCUGUUCUUUGGUCGCACACUGAUUUAAAACGUUUCAUCGGUUCACCCUGCCUGUGAUGUUCCAUAAUUGAACAGCUGGAUGCACUAAUCGAUCUACCUUGAAAUUGUACAUAAAUCAUUGAAUUAAAUGAGAAUAAACGACAACAGAGAUCAAA